AUGGAUCUCGACACGGACUUUUCACCGGAUUCGCCUCGGGAUCUUGCCAAGGCUCGCCGUAUUGUCGCUCCUGAGGCUUGGACGGAAACACCGUACUUGCCUUCGACUUACUACUGCUCAUCCGACAUUGUUGAUUGGCUGGUGGUUCCCCUGAACUUUGACGUUGUUGAUCCUACAAACGGUUGGAAGCUCUACCGCAACGGCACACGCAGUUUUAAGAUCUUCAGCACCUACCUUGACGGCACUUACGCUCUGCUCUAUGGCACGUCCAUGGCUACUCCAUACGUAGCUGGCGUGGCUGCGCUCUUUGUGAGCGCCCAAGGUGGCCGAUCGGUGCACGGCAAGGGAUUUGCCAAGGCAUUGUAUCUACGAAAUAUUGCCAACGAAACCUCUUUACCCUGGUCUGACGGAACCGUCACCGAUUAUGGUGACCGUAUUGGUGGCUCAAGUUGGCAAAGACUAACUUUUGGCAGUGUCUACUCUUUCAAUCUUGAUGCUUUUGUCGCCGAUUUCCCGGAUAUCUACUCGAAGCUCAAUUGA
Molecule: messenger RNA, 540 nt
Organism: Colletotrichum orchidophilum
Lineage: Eukaryota; Fungi; Ascomycota; Sordariomycetes; Glomerellales; Glomerellaceae
Product: subtilase
Exons: 4
Coding region: 1-540 (179 amino acids)
Biological process (GO): proteolysis
Molecular function (GO): serine-type endopeptidase activity
Source: RefSeq, a predicted model, not a curated record